Molecule: messenger RNA, 2323 nt
Organism: Notothenia coriiceps (black rockcod)
Lineage: Eukaryota; Metazoa; Chordata; Actinopteri; Perciformes; Nototheniidae
Product: immunoglobulin-like and fibronectin type III domain-containing protein 1
Exons: 15
Biological process (GO): sarcomere organization
Cellular component (GO): M band
Molecular function (GO): protein binding
Source: RefSeq, a predicted model, not a curated record
AUGAUCAAUCAGUAUCUGGAGAUAUUACCUGCAGGAAAGACCACACCUGAUUUUACCCGCAAGCCAAUGGCUGUGACUGCUCCAGAGGGUAAAAAAGGGUUGUUCAAAGCCAUUGUUAGUGGUGAGCCGGCACCCACUGUAACAUGGGCGCGGAAUAACGGCGAGCUUAAUGAGCCAGAAAAGUACACGACCAGAUAUGAUCAAAGAUCUCACGAGCACAUUCUGGAGAUCAUCAAUAUCAAACCGGAUCAAGCUGGCGCGUACAAAUGCCUCGCCACCAAUGAGUAUGGACAGGCUGUCUGCACUGCAAAUCUCAAUGUUAUUGAAGUUGGUGUUAAGAAGAAAGCACCGGCGGCAAAUGGAGAUGCACCAUUAGAUUUCAGAAAGAUGCUUAAGAAAACUGUUGUUGUCACCAGAAAAAAAAAACUCCCACCAAAAAAGGAUGGAGAAAUUGAUCCAAAGCUCCUUGAACUGCUUAUCUGUGCACCAAAGAAGGACUAUGAAAAGAUCUGUGCAGACUUUGGUGUGUUUGACUUUCGCUGGUUGCUGAAGAGACUCAACCAGCUGAAAAAGGAACGGUUAGAUGAGCAGGCUAAGGUUGUAGAGCAACUGGACAAUGUGAAACAAAUAGAAGUAAAACCCAAUGGGACAGCUGAAUUUAGCCUCGACAUGAAACUUCAGGAUCCCAACAGUUCAAUUAACUUAUACAAGGAUGGGACACUGCUUCCAUAUGGUGAUGAUGACAAUUCAAAGCAUAGCCUUAAGCAAACUGGGACAAAUUAUGUUUUCAGCAUCAAAAAUCCUCAACCAGAAGAUGCUGGAUUUUACCAGCUUGAUGUUGAAGAUGCAAAUGUCUUAGCAACUGAAUUUAAAGUGCCUCCAGUGGGUUUCAUAGCCAAGAUCAAGGAUGUGAAGACGUUUGAAAGUGAAGAAGCCGUCUUUCAGUGUGUCUUGUCAACACCCCUCAACAGGAUUACCUGGUCAAAUAAGGACUUGACACUUGAACAUGGGGACAAAUAUGAGAUCACUGUCUCAGAGGACAAGCUAAUCCACACAUUGAAAGUUAAAGACUGUAAAUUGGCAGAUACUGGAGCAUAUUAUGCCAUUGCUGGAAUAGCUUCUAGCAGUGCCUCUCUUACAGUAGAAGAUACUGGCGUUCAGUUUGUCAGUGGGCUGUCAAAUACGCUUGCUAAUGUUGGUGACCGGGCAGAGCUUUCUUGCAAACUAAGCAGUGAGACCGCUGUGGGACGUUGGUAUAAAAAUGGGAAGCUGCUAACCGAGGAGGAUGGGGUUACAAUUAUCAAAGAUGGAGCCUGUCAUAGGUUGAUAAUUGAUUGCUGUAAAAAAGAUGAUGGAGCUGUGUACCGCUUUGAAGCUGAAGGCCGUAAAUCUGAGGCAACACUCAAUAUUCAAGAUCCACCAAAAAUCGAUGCCGAUGCACUAAGAAAAUUCUCAGAGCCAGUCAUUAUAAGGGCAGGUGAAAAUGCAGAAUGGAAACUGCCAUUCUCAGGUGGGGCGCCAAUGACCAUACAGUGGUACAAGGAUGGUGACGAGCUGUUCCCCGCUCUCAAUGUGAAAAUUGAAACAUCAGAUACUGAGAGCAAACUACGCCUUCUUAAGUGUCAAAGGAAAGACUGUGGAGAGGUCAAAAUCAAAAUCAAAAAUGAAUACGGUAUAAUUGAGGCAAUAUCCAAACUUAUUGUGCUGGGUUACCCUGGACCCCCAGCAGCACCUAAAGUAGUCAGUGCCUUUAAAGACUGCAUCAAUCUGACAUGGUGUCCUCCAUGUGACACUGGAGGAACCAAAAUAGUGGGAUACAAUUUGGAAAAAAACAAGAAAGGCACCAAUUACUGGAGCCUUGUAAACCAAGGAGGGCCGAUUCCAGAUACAAAAUAUGCAGUGAAAGAUGUAUUUGAAGGGGCGGCAUAUGUAUUUAGGGUGUCUGCUAUCAACCUAUCUGGUGCUGGAGACCCAAGUCUUCCAUCUGGCACAGUAAUUGCAAGAGAUCCAAAGAAACCACCAGGCAAAGUGACAGACCUGAAGUUAACAUCCUCCAAUUACACCACAUUUUCUCUGGCUUGGAUAAAACCCAAAGAAAUAAAAGGAGUAGAGGAUGAGGCCGAAGGCUACUAUGUGGAGAUCAGACCAAUUGAAAUCCUUGAAUGGAUUCGGUGUAAUGCUACCCCAAUUACUAUAACUUCCUACACUGUGCUUGGCCUGAAGGCAAUGGCCACAUACUGGGUGAGAGUUAUUGCCACCAAUUAUGGAGGUGAUGGAGAACCUCAGGGCUUUGACAAUUACAUCAUUGCCAUGCCUCCUCCUG